GUGACGACCAGGCGCGGUUGUCUCCUACCACUCUCUACCGAUCUCUCCCCCGUUUCGCCGAUCAGUGUCCCUUCACGGUCACCCUCGAAACGACCUCGAUCAAUCCGACUCGCAGUUCGAAAAAGGGGCAGGUCGGUGGACCGCCUGCGGAAAGGAACCCAUCAAGAUGUGAGACGAUCUUACUAUGGUAUAAUAAAGUCUACGUACAGUUUGAGUACGAACAAGGAUACGAAGGACAAACAGAAACAUGUUCAAGACUCAAACCACCGAUUGCCCGUUAUUUCCUUUUCCAUGGACCACGCCGUCUGCGUCGUCCAUUCUCAGGAUAAGUUCUGGAAUUGCAUCGACCACACUUUACACCGAUGCGGGCAGUGUGCACGCAAAUGUGAUAGAUCAUACGGUGUUGAAAGAAUUCGGUGAGGAGGAAGAGAAGUACACGCCGUAUGAAGAUCGACCGGAAACUUACAUUGUCCCGAUAGUGUUCCUGCUGAUCCUACUAAUCGGGCUCACUGGAAACGGCGUACUCGCGCUCACCAUAUUGCGCCACAGUAACAUGAGGAACGUUCCCAAUAUUUAUGUCUUCUCGUUGGCGCUCGGAGAUCUCCUGGUGAUUGUAACAUGCGUGCCAUUCACCUUCACCGUUUAUAUUCUGGACUCGUGGCCCUUCGGACUCCUCCUUUGCAAAGUAUCAGAGUGCGCCAAGGAUAUUUCCAUCGGGGUUUCUGUUUUUACUUUAACCGCUCUCUCGGCGGACAGAUUCUUCGCUAUCGUUGAUCCAAUGAGAAAGCUUCACGCUACUGGUACGGGAAGACGCGCAAGGCGUUUCUCAGUGAUCGUAGCCGCAUCGAUUUGGGUGCUAGCAAUUAUAUGCGCCAUACCGGCUUCGUUUUCCUACAUCAGAGUCUUCAGAGUGAACAGCAACGUUAGCUUUCGCGCUUGCUACCCGUUUCCGGAGGAAUUUGGCCCGAAUUAUCCCAAAAUGAUUUUGAUCUGCCGUUUCUUCAUAUACUACGCCACGCCGCUCAGUAUUAUCGCAGUUUUCUACAUUCUGAUGGCCAGACACUUGAUGCACAGUAUGAGAAACAUUCCCGGUGAGAUGCAAGGUCAGGUAAAGCAGGUCAGAGCACGGAAGAAAGUGGCUAAAAUGGUCAUGGCAUUCGUAAUCGUUUUCGCAGUGUGCUUCUUCCCUCAGCACGUGUUUAUGCUGUGGUUCCACAUCCAUCCGACCGCGCAGAAAGACUACAAUGCGUUCUGGCAUUAUUUUCGUAUCCUCAGCUUCUGCCUGGCGUUCACUAACAGCUGCAUCAAUCCUAUCGCGCUGUACUGCGUCAGCAACACUUUCAGGAAAUAUUUUGACAGAUAUCUGCUUUGUUGCGUGCCGCGGAUCCGCAGGCGACAUCGUCGCUCAUCGGAGUAUAGUUCACGGGGAAGGGGCCAAAGUUUCUCAUUGAUGAGCUCCAGAAGGUACGGGUCUUGUCGCGGACAACGAAGUGUCCACUUGUCAAUUCUCGAGAAUGACACAAGAAUAUGCGCUUCGACCAAGGAACAGGAGACGACCAUUACUCUCACCGUGUCCCCGAACGGAAUCGAGGAAGGAUGGAAGGGUCAUCGAAAUUCAACGACUGAGCAGUCGAUCAGUCACGAGUGCUCAUUAAAUUCCAAGAACUAAAUCAUCUAAUAAUUUCUCAAUAAAUGAUCUAAUAUGUAUGUGUGUGUGAGUGUGUUCUUUAUUUAAAAAGAGACUGUUCUUAAGGAUGUAUUGGCUAUACAGUCA
Molecule: messenger RNA, 1774 nt
Organism: Ceratina calcarata
Lineage: Eukaryota; Metazoa; Arthropoda; Insecta; Hymenoptera; Apidae
Product: neuropeptide CCHamide-1 receptor-like
Exons: 7
Coding region: 248-1669 (473 amino acids)
Biological process (GO): G protein-coupled receptor signaling pathway
Cellular component (GO): plasma membrane
Molecular function (GO): neuropeptide receptor activity
Source: RefSeq, a predicted model, not a curated record